This is a messenger RNA of Sordaria macrospora k-hell, 675 nucleotides long. RefSeq lists its product as uncharacterized. NCBI's taxonomy places the organism in Eukaryota, Fungi, Ascomycota, Sordariomycetes, Sordariales, Sordariaceae. The record is from RefSeq and is a predicted model, not a curated record. Gene Ontology annotation, biological process: regulation of DNA-templated transcription.
AUGGCCACCAACUCUUCCACCGCUAGCAGCAACCAUAAGGUGGUGCGCAUAGGCGUCUUCAUUCCAUACCCCGCCCAGCUGCUCGACGCAGCAUGCAUCGACAUCUUUGCCUCCAUGAGCAAAGAGUACUUUGCCUUGGUAGGGGAGGCUAUGGUGCCCCCGGCUAUCUUUGAGUUGGCGCGUAGUGUUGAGAUAUUCUCCAGCAUGUCCAUCCUCUGCACCCACCACUACUCCGACCCUCAAGUUGCUCCGGGGAAACUCGAUAUCGUCCUGGUUCCGGGACCGGAUCCCAAGAUCAACCUCCAAGAGGACCCGGCCGCUUUGUCGUGGCUAGCUGGACAUGCCAACAACACCAAAAAGACAGACAUCCUAAGCGUCUGCUCGGGCAUCUACCUCUGCGGUGCGGCAGGGAUCCUCAAAGGCAAGAAGGCCUGCGGACCCAGAGGGCUGCAGGGAGAUCUCCGCACUAGGUUUGGGGGCCAGGAGGUGAUUUGGGUUGGGGAGGAGUUGAGGUGGGUGGGAGAUGGGAAUUUGUGGUCUAGUGGAGGCGUAACGAACGGCAAUGAUCUCGUUGCGGCUUACACAAGGCAGAGCCGUCACUUUCCGGGUCCCGUGGCUGAGUUGGGAUUGAAGUUCGUUGAGGUGGAUGAGAGACCGCAGGGGUACGAGGAGUAA